Aspergillus candidus is the source of this 1420-nucleotide messenger RNA. Its product is annotated as SANT/Myb-like DNA-binding domain-containing protein. The transcript is spliced from 3 exons. The record is from RefSeq and is a predicted model, not a curated record. Bases 261 to 1256 code for a protein of 331 amino acids. Lineage: Eukaryota; Fungi; Ascomycota; Eurotiomycetes; Eurotiales; Aspergillaceae.
ACCAUCUCGUUAGCCCAGGAAACCAUCGGCCAAAUCCCGAAGCUUAGGCCACUGUCGAGAUUCGCGUUUUCCCUGACUCGGCGCUUGGGUACAGUGAAGUACAGUUCGCUCAUCCUGCUCCUCGGUUGUGUGGCAUAGGGCGAAACGCCGUCCUUCGACCGGCGCCGACUCCUUGGGCGCCUUUGGGUCACCCUUUUUGAACCACCUUUCAUCUGAGUAGCUAGCCUGCCAGGGCUGUACAGCUCUAGCAGCGCAGAUGUAUGUCUGCGACGCUGGCGGAUCCCUACCGAGACUAUGCGAUUAACUACCCUCAACAUGCCGAUGGUAAACCCGAAGAGCAUGAAGGAGGACUCGUCUAUCAACCGCAGCAACCCCAUCUUCAUCACCACAAAUCGGCCGACACCACAUUUUCGCAAACCGGCUCGCACAAUUCGGCAUUCGAGCAACACCAUGCAAACGCGACCGUCCUUCCCACAGCGACACCUCAAUCAUCCGUUCACGAGAUCUCACAGACCGUCGUCCUCAACCCGGCUCAGAUGCUCGGGCGACAGCUUCCAAUGCAGUAUUCUACUGCCGGCUUCGACGUCCCUUCCGUCCAGCGUGGCAAAAAGCGGCCCCAUUCGGAGACUGAGGGAGACGGGGACGACGCCAACCACAGGAUCAGGCCACAGUUGCCUCUUCUCGCGACAGAUAACUCGUCGGAAAACUCACACGGCCAGGAGAUGCUCUUCCCCGUCCAUGGUGACUCGUCUCAACACCACCCCAUGCGCAGCCAUGAAUUCGGGCCACCAGACUCGAUGGCACUCCCGCAGCAACACCACCACCAUCGCCUCCCGCCACAGGCCUCCUUCCGCGCCUCUCAGGGCCAGGGGAUCAACCUAGAGUCGUCUUCGCUGGCCUCCGGUCCACCCAGUGUCGUUGGGCAACCCGGGAUGCCCGACCCGGCACCGCGGCCGCGGGGCCCCAAAUUGAAGUUCACACCCGAGGAGGAUGCACUGUUGGUGGAGCUGAAGGAAAAUAAGAACCUCACGUGGAAGCAAAUCGCCGACUUCUUUCCGGGUCGCACCAGCGGCACUUUGCAGGUUCGCUACUGCACCAAGUUAAAGGCCAAGGACGUGGCUUGGAGUGACGAAAUGACCCAACGGCUCGAGCGUGCAAUGCAAGAAUACGAGAACGAUCGGUGGCGGAUCGUGGCUGGGAAGGUUGGCAAUGGUUUUACGCCGGCUGCUUGUCGGGAGAAAGCGACGCAGCUUUGAGCUGGUGGGACGAAUGCUACAGUAUUUGGGAAUGACAAUGGCGCACUCUUGUUUGAUUAUAGCUCAGCUCAUCUGAUACUCCUUUUGUAUGAUCUUUCCUUCUUUUCUUCUUUGUUUCUUUUCUUCUUCUUCUUUCUUCAAUGUCACGCGUCGUCUCCUGGCUU